Molecule: messenger RNA, 705 nt
Organism: Puccinia graminis f. sp. tritici CRL 75-36-700-3
Lineage: Eukaryota; Fungi; Basidiomycota; Pucciniomycetes; Pucciniales; Pucciniaceae
Exons: 3
Coding region: 1-705 (234 amino acids)
Biological process (GO): double-strand break repair via homologous recombination
Cellular component (GO): cytoplasm; chromosome
Molecular function (GO): four-way junction helicase activity; 3'-5' DNA helicase activity
Source: RefSeq, a predicted model, not a curated record
AUGACUUUUAACCGUGAAUCAAUUGGCAAGAUCAAGCAAGGCAAAUUCAGCUUUGUCUAUCUGAGCCCUGAGGUCUUUCUCAACAGUUUGCUGUUUACAGAGCUUUUCUCUAGUGAUGCAUUUCAGGCUAUCCUGGCCUUAAUUGUGGUGGACGAGGCACAUAUGGUCUACUUGUGGGGCCUCGUGGCUUCAAAACAAAGCAAGACACUUAUCAUCUUUGCGUGUCUGGAAGACCAAGCAAUAUUCUGGCCGGCUUACGGACAUAUAGGAACUCGCUUGAUGGCUACCGACAAUAUCCCACUGCUCCUCCUCUUUGCCACCUGCCGCCCGGAGGCAGUCUCCGCAAUCACGACAAGCUUGAUGCUGCAACCAAGCGAGCUCUCCAUGAUUGACGAGCGGGCCAUAGGCAACUUCGAUCAGGUGGCCUUGCCGGUGAUAUCUGCAACCAUGGCUCUGGGCCUAGUUCAGAAUCUCAAGCGUGUGAGAUGUGUCAUUCAAAUGGGCCAAGGUGAUCCGGAAGCAAUAGUUCAGAUGGUCGGGUGUUGUGGUCGAGAUGGGAAUGUGGGGCUGGGGUUGCUAUUCAUGGAGCGCAUGCGCAAGAACGGGAAGAACAAUCUCAGUGAUUUCCCUAUUGGGGCCUAUCAGGAUGCACUGGCCGUGACACAGUGCUGCUUGAGGAUUGCACUCACUUUGGAUAACAAGUGA